AUGAAAGGAGAACGUUUGAUCAGUAAAGAACUUUCAUUUACUCCAUACGACGUUAAAUGGUUUCCUUUGUCUUCACGAUUAUGUGUUGUUGGUGCUACUAAAAAGGGUACAGGGCAAAUUGCAGUGCAUGGAUUAGCUGGUAAACAUGUAGAACUUAAAGUGGAGGCAGAGACAAAUUCAGUUGUUAGAUGUGCAGCUAUUACAGGACAAGCGCGACAUGUGACAACUGGUGAUUUUGAAGGACAAAUUCAAACUUGGGAUCCUCAAAAGCUCGAUGUUCCUCUAACAUCUAUCAAGGGUCAUGAAAGUAUUGUCAACUGUAUGAGUAGUUUAAAUCAAACGAUAUCAGAAAUCGCGACAGGCAGCAGAGAUGGAUGUGUCAAAGUGUGGGAUACGAGGCAGCCAGAAAAGGCAGUUUUGACGAUAAAGUCUAAUAGCAAAAGAGAUAUUUGGGCUGUCGCAUUUGGUAAAGACAUAAACAGUAAAGUGCUCGCAGUGGGAUAUGAAGAUGGACUUGUUCAGCUAUUUGAUGUGAAUGGAUCUCAGUACUUGUGGAAUACACAAUUAAAAGAUGGAGUCUGUUCAAUAGAUUUCUUGAAUGAUAAGUUAUUGGUCAGUACAUUAAAUGGUGCAUAUAAGAUCAACAUCGAAUCAGGAAAGAUAGAGCAAGUGCAGGCCACAAAGGAUACAACAUUAUGGUGCAUUAGGCAUAUACCCAACACUGAACACUUUACAAUAGCAGAUGGAAAUGGAAAAUUAUCAACCUAUAAAGAUACUAACUUAGAUAACAUAUUGAGCAUAUCAAAACAUCCAGUCAUAUCACUUGAUUGGAAUAAAGACAAGAAAGGAUUGUUUGCUUGCUGUGCAUUUGAUAAAACGAUCAACAUAGGCAUCAUUCAAUAA
Molecule: messenger RNA, 903 nt
Organism: Rhizopus microsporus ATCC 52813
Lineage: Eukaryota; Fungi; Mucoromycota; Mucoromycetes; Mucorales; Rhizopodaceae
Product: WD40 repeat-like protein
Exons: 5
Coding region: 1-903 (300 amino acids)
Molecular function (GO): ubiquitin binding
Source: RefSeq, a predicted model, not a curated record